This is a messenger RNA of Nomascus leucogenys (northern white-cheeked gibbon), 1926 nucleotides long. RefSeq names its product scaffolding CK1 anchoring protein E (gene SACK1E). The record is from RefSeq and is a predicted model, not a curated record. NCBI's taxonomy places the organism in Eukaryota, Metazoa, Chordata, Mammalia, Primates, Hylobatidae.
UGUCAGGACAGUGAGGCAGGGGCUGCUGCAGGGAGCCAAUUGGACAUCUGCAGGGCCCCCCUGGAGGCCUUGGAUGGCCACAUAGGGUCUGCCCAUCAGGAGAACCCCCAGAUGGUCACAAUCCCCAAAGACAGCCAGACCCCCGGGGACCCAGCCUCUCACAGUCAGUCCUCCCACCCGAGUGACCCCGAUGGCGGCCUCCCAGCUGGCGGCGCUGGAAGGAGUGGACUCCGGUCCCAGGGUGCCCGGGGCCAGCCCCGGCUUCCUGUAUUCCGAGGGCCAGCGGCUGGCACUGGAAGCUCUGUUGAGCAAGGGCGCGGAGGCGUUCCAGGCCUGUGUGCAGCGCGAGGAGCUGCGGCCCUUCCUCAGUGCGGAUGAGGUCCAGGGCUUGGCAGCGGCAGCUGAAGACUGGACGGUGGCCAAGCAGGAGCCCGGCGGGAUGGCAGAGGGAGCCACCACCGCCGAUGGGGACGCGGGCAGCCUGAGCUACUGGCCUGGGCAGUCGGAGCAGCCGGCGCCCAUCCUGCGGCUGGGCUGGCCAGUGGACUCUGCGUGGAAAGGCAUCACCCGGGCGCAGCUGUACACCCAGCCUCCUGGAGAGGGCCAGCCGCCCCUCAAGGAGCUGGUGCGGCUGGAGAUCCAGGCUGCCCACAAGCUGGUGGCCGUGGUCAUGGAUGUCUUCACUGACCCAGACCUGCUUUUGGACUUGGUGGAUGCUGCCACGCGCCGCUGGGUACCUGUCUACCUGCUCCUGGACCGCCCGCAGCUGCCUGCCUUCCUGGAGCUGGCCCAGCAGCUGGGGGUGAACCCCUGGAACACGGAGAACGUGGAUGUCCGCGUCGUGCGGGGCUGCAGCUUCCAGAGCCGCUGGCGACGGCAGGUGAGCGGCACCGUGCGGGAGAAGUUUGUGCUGCUGGACGGCGAGAGGGUCAUCUCAGGAUCUUACAGCUUCACGUGGAGUGACGCACGCCUGCACCGAGGCCUGGUGACCCUGCUGACUGGUGAAAUUGUCGACGCCUUCAGCCUUGAGUUCCGGACGCUGUACGCGGCCUCCUGUCCGCUACCACCUGCGCCCCCCCAGGAACCCUCGGUCAUAGGUGGCCUGCAGCGGGGCCGCAGCCCUCACCGCGUGUCCCGCCGCCGCUCUGUGGCCCCCACGUCGCCUCCACCACCUGACGGCCCACUGGCCCACCGCCUGGCCGCCUGCCACGUCUCCCCUGCUACCCCGGGGCCGGCACUCAGUGACAUUCUAAGGAGUGUGCAGCGCGCCCGGACCCCCAGCGGCCCCCCGGCCCGGCCCAGCCGCUCCCUGUGGGACCUAAGCCGCCUGUCCCAGCUGUCUGGCUCCAGUGAUGGGGACAACGAGCUCAAGAAAUCCUGGGGCUCCAAGGACACUCCAGCCAAGGCUCUGAUGAGGCAGCGGGGCACUGGAGGAGGCCCCUGGGGGGAAGUGGACUCCCGACCUCCCUGGGGCGGUGCCCUGCCCCUGCCCCCUGCCCACCGCCUCCGCUAUCUGUCCCCAGCCCGAAGGCGGUUCGGUGGGGAUGCUACAUUCAAACUUCAAGAGCCCAGAGGCGUCAGGCCGUCAGACUGGGCCCCCCGGGCAGGACUUGGGGGGCAACCCUGAGCAGGAGCCCAAGCCAAAUCUGCUGACCCACCCAAGGAGCAGUGCCGGACAACUGUCGGCUCAGAGCCCCCUGCCUCGAUGCCCUGCCUUGGACAAGGCUUCUGGCCUCGGCGUCUGUCAAGCAGAAGGGAUGUUUGUUACUUGUUCUGCAACUUGGGCUGGGAGUGGUGGCUCAUGCCUGUAAUCCCUGCACUUUGGGAGGCUAAGGUGGGAGGGUUGCUUAAGGCCAGGAGUUGGAGACCAGCCUGGGUAACAUAGUGAGACCCCAUCUCUACAAUAAAAAAAUCAAAUUAGUUGGG